AUGUCGCGGCUGUCGCGGCCAUUUCGUCUAGCCCCUUCCGACGAGGAGCUGGACGCUCAGGAUACGUACGACGACCUGUACUACAGUCUUGAGGCUUCAUCGUCCGAUGAACAGGGUUUUGAUAUUGCCCCUCGGAUUACUGAACCUGAAUCCGGCGUCGUUUACUCGAACGCGACCGGACUUGGGAGUAAUUCAGCCCUGGGGGGAAAUACUGAGUCAGAAGGCUCAUCCCGAGACACGGACAUACCGGAAAUGGCCACACAUCAGGACGACUGCCCGCACCGUGUUGACUCUGCUACCGGCACCGCAUCGCUUGACACGCAGGAUGCUCCGGUCGUCGAGGCAAUGACCUAUACUUCGAGGUCUUCACUGAAUCGACGUUCUAGACGACGGUUAGCACAGGAGAUCAAAGCGGUGAACUUCAGAGUAAUGCACACACCUUACCAGGGCAAUAGCUCGGUCGUUGAACUGCGUAAACACAUGGCGCGACCUCCGGGAAGCGCUUUCCUCGGCGCAUCAGCUACCGAGGCGCUCGCAACAGUUGGAAGUUUGAACGCAGAUCCAGUCAAGCUACAGGUGGAGUCUUCGACUGCACCAAGUCUGCUAGACGAUGAAGGCCAUGCCUUCAAAGUUCAAGUGGCGAAAUCUGCCGCAAUGCUUCCCAAGGGUCCCAAGGCAAGCAUACAUCGCCGAAAUAAAAAGCUGAGACGAAGAGCCAGCCUCCGUAAACAGAACCGCGAGGUUUGGGCUCUUGAGCGGACUGUGAUUCCGCCCGAGUCGAGCGUUGCUGUGCGUGUCCAUGCUUAUUUCCGACAGGGACAAGACGUGCUGUUUGUCGAGCGUCAGCUGAGGACAAACGGCAAUGCAGACGAUUUAUAUGGAGCUGCCGACUCACUCAUCUCCAGCGAGAACCCAAUACUGCAUGUCGCUAACUUCUCCAAAGCACCCGUCACCAUCUCAGCUGGCCAAAUCCUGGGUGUCGCUCGGAAUCCUUCAGGCUGGCUGGACAGGAUGAAUCAGUAUUCAUCAGAACAGCAGGAGCAGAUUCACGCACACGCGAAUCUCGUUCGCAGCCUAGCGGAGGACGUCGAAAGAACAGAGAUGAGGGGAGCGGAAGAGAGUCAUCCGUCAUCACACGCUGUCUUCGGCCAUGAGGCGAAGAUCCCGAUCACUGCUGACGCGUCCACUAGCCGGAUGACCCGCUAG
This is a messenger RNA of Mycena indigotica, 1206 nucleotides long. Its product is annotated as TY3B-TY3B protein. The record is from RefSeq and is a predicted model, not a curated record. Bases 1 to 1206 code for a protein of 401 amino acids. The transcript is spliced from 3 exons. Lineage: Eukaryota; Fungi; Basidiomycota; Agaricomycetes; Agaricales; Mycenaceae.